Trichoplusia ni (cabbage looper) is the source of this 1350-nucleotide messenger RNA. Its product is annotated as alpha-1,6-mannosyl-glycoprotein 2-beta-N-acetylglucosaminyltransferase-like. Lineage: Eukaryota; Metazoa; Arthropoda; Insecta; Lepidoptera; Noctuidae. Gene Ontology annotation, biological process: oligosaccharide biosynthetic process; protein N-linked glycosylation. Gene Ontology annotation, cellular component: Golgi stack; Golgi membrane. The coding region runs from base 1 to 1350 and encodes 449 amino acids. The record is from RefSeq and is a predicted model, not a curated record. Gene Ontology annotation, molecular function: alpha-1,6-mannosylglycoprotein 2-beta-N-acetylglucosaminyltransferase activity. The transcript has a single exon.
AUGAAUUUAAAAUCACUGAUAUUUAAAGCUAGAUCUAACGGAGUGCCUGUUUACUGUUGUAUGUUAUUGCUGUUGUACUUGGUGCUGCGCCACAUACACUCGUUUUCGCUGCAGACGGAAUUCGUCCCAAAGCAUGUGCGCAGGUAUCUAAAGUUCAAUGAAAAGUUCAAGAUUUCUUCAAAGAAGUUGUCGAGCGGCGAGCUGAACGCGCUAACGAGCACGGUGGAGGUGCUGAACUACGAGCGUGAGGUGCUGCACGUGCAGCGCUACGGGCUAGUGCGCGCUGACGUCACCAUGCUGGUCGUGCAGGUGCACCGCGACGCCGAGCGCCUGCAGUACCUCAUCGUGUCUCUGUCGCAGGUGCACUACAUCCAGUCCGUGCUGCUGGUGUUCUCACACAGCUACUAUGACGAAAAAAUUAACAAGCUCGUUAAAAGCAUUACUUUCGCAAGGGUCAUGCAGAUAUUCUAUCCCUAUUCGCUUCAGCUUUAUCCAAACAAGUUCCCUGGCAUCGAUGCUGAGGACUGCCUGAGUGCCGCCGGCGCCGCGGACAAGUACUGCAGCAACCGGGACGCGCGCCGCGUGGAGCACAAGCACCACUGGUGGUGGAAAGCCUGUUUCAUCUUUAAUAAUCUCGACUGGUCCGACAGUUAUAAAGGCACCGUCAUUUUCCUAGAGGAGGAUAACUAUGUGUUACCGGAUCUGUUGUACAUGCUACGCUACACUUCGCGGACUCAGACUUACAUCCCAGGGAUUUAUAUCAUGUCUUUUGGGAGACCGUUUGCAAAGAAUUUGGACUACGACUUGUUGACGGUAGACUCCUGGCACCCACCGUUUGAUAAAGGAAUAGCUUUCAAUAAAUCUGUAUGGCAGAGGAUCGCUGCAGUGUCGUCAUACUACUGUAUGUAUGAUGACGUCAGCUGGAGCUACUCGCUGCUCAACCUGCUCAGCAGGUUCCGAGAGGGGCACGCGGACAUGGUGGCCCCGCAGGCGCCGCGCGUGCUCUCCACCAGCAUGUUCCCCAGCGGCCGGCUUGCUGUGCAGAAGAUCUAUGGUUGGAUGAAGGAAGCCAGGAUGUUUCCUGCGAACGUGAAGGCGGUGGCCUUGUACAGUAGUUCCGGGAGAGUGGGCAAUAACGCGAAGCUUCCCCCGCAGGGUAACGGCGGGUGGAGCGACAUGCGGGACCACCUCCUCUGCUUGGACCCUCUCAUGUCUACGACGACGGGCGCCAUGAACGACUUAACGGCGACCACCAUCGUACCGACCACCACCACUGAGUCACAGGAGUCUCUCACUAUAGCCGAGCACCGCAUCAACAUGUCCGACGUCGAAAUUCGUCAGCUGCUGUGA